Messenger RNA from Sarcophilus harrisii (Tasmanian devil), 2254 nucleotides. RefSeq names its product fatty acid amide hydrolase 2 (gene FAAH2). The record is from RefSeq and is a predicted model, not a curated record. The coding region runs from base 217 to 1821 and encodes 534 amino acids. The transcript is spliced from 11 exons. Lineage: Eukaryota; Metazoa; Chordata; Mammalia; Dasyuromorphia; Dasyuridae.
CACAGCGCGCCACCCUCUGGCCGACACCGCAGGGCCCCCGCGCUAGCGAGUGUUCUGUGCCCUCGGAGAACACGGGCUGUCCAGACCCUGGCAUCUCUGGCACCGCGCCCUGCAGGCGCGGGCAGGCGUCGCGAGGCAUUGUGGGUAAGCGCUUUAAAAGAUGUCCCCGCGCGCCUAGUUGGCCAGGAGCAGUCCAGUCCGGCUCCUGUCACCGCCAUGUCACUGUCGCUCACCAAGCGCGGUCUGGUGCUGCUGAUGCGCACCGUCGGUUUCUUCAUUGGCCUCGUCGGCUACGUGGCGCGAGCCUUCGACUCCCCCCGGUGCCCCCGCAACUCCCGGAUCGCUCAGCCCACAAGCGAACCCCUGCUGCUGCUUUCUGGGGUGCAGCUGGCCAGACUCAUCCGCCGGAGGAAGGUGAAGUGUAUAGAUGUCAUUAACACAUAUAUUACCCGAAUAAAGGAAGUGAACCCCAUGAUCAAUGCCAUCGUCAAGGAUCGAUUUGAAGCAGCUCAGCAAGAAGCUUUGGAUGUAGAUAGAAGGCUGUUGGAGGAACAAGAAGAUGAAGCAACACUGGAAAAAAAAUGUCCCUUCUUGGGGGUGCCUUUGACUGUCAAGGAAGCUUUUGAAUUGCAUGGGAUGCCCAAUUCCUCCGGCCUGGUGAACCGUCGGAAUGUCAUCUCCCAAACGGAUGCCGCAGUAGUGGCGUUGCUGAAGGAAGCUGGCGCGAUCCCCCUCGGAGUGACCAAUUGCAGCGAGCUUUGCAUGUGGUAUGAGUCUAGCAACAAGGUUUAUGGCAGAACCAACAACCCGUAUGAUGUGCAGUGCAUCGUAGGUGGCAGUUCAGGAGGUGAAGGCUGUGCCCUAGCUGCUGCCUGUUCAGUAAUCGGUGUGGGCUCAGAUAUUGGUGGCAGCAUCCGCAUGCCGGCUUUUUUCAACGGCAUCUUUGGACAUAAACCCACAUCAGGGGUGGUCUCCAAUGAAGGCCAGUUUCCCAUGGCCAUGGGAGCCCAGGAGGAGUUCCAGUGCACCGGCCCCAUGUGUCGCUAUGCUGAGGAUCUGGAACCUAUGCUGAGAGUCAUGGCGGGACCUGGCCUCCAUAAGUUACAGCUGGAUAAAAGGUUUCCAGUCCAAAAAAUAAAAUUCUACUGGAUGGAACAUGAUGGGGGCUCAUUCCUUGUGUCGCGAGUGGACCAAGAAUUGCUUCAGGCCCAGAAGAACGUGGUGAAGCACCUGGAGACUGUGCUAGGUGCCUCAGUUCGGCAUGUAAAACUUAGCCAAAUGAAAUACUCUUACCAGAUCUGGGUCACUGUGAUGUCGGCCAGGAACCAUGAUGGCACGGAAUCAGUGAAGUUCCAGGAACUGCUGGGAGAUCAUGGAAAGCCUGUAUGGCCCCUCUGGGAACUGGUGAAGUGGGUCCUUGGGAUGUCAACACACACCAUCCCUUCUAUUGGUCUGGGCCUGUUGGAAUCAGUUCUCAAACAUGACCCUCAGACCUAUGCCAGGUUUGAAGAAUUAAGGCAAGUCCUUCGGUCUGAGCUUGUAGGCAUGCUGGGAAAUGAUGGGGUCUUCUUAUACCCCUCCCAUCCUCGAGUGGCUCCCAAGCACCACUUCCCUCUGACAAGGCCUUUCAACUUUGCUUACACAGGCAUCUUCAAUGCACUCGGCUUUCCUGUGACCCAGUGCCCACUUGGCCUGAAUAGCAAGGGCCUUCCUCUGGGUAUCCAGGUGGUGGCUGGCCCCUUCAAUGAUCACCUGACUCUGGCCGUGGCUCAGUACCUGGAGAAGAGUUUUGGUGGCUGGGUCUGUCCUGGAAAGGCCUAGAAUUAUCUUUCCAAAAUUCAGAUUUAUCCUAUUUGUGGGUAAACAAAGAGCUAAGAGGGCUAACUAAUAUUCAGCUAAAAAAAAAAAAAAAAGAUCAUGUUAAGCUUUUAGAAAUCAAACUAACAGAAGAAUCAACUUUCACAAGGAUAGAGUCCAACAUCUGGAUUCAAGAAAUCAAUGGCACAAGACAAUGGAUGGGGAAAGCAUGACUAGAUAAGAAUUCAUGUGAAGAAGAGUUGGAGACUUUGUUGGAUUGUAAGCGGGAUCCCCAUUAUUACAACAGUUCACUAACAUCAGUUUUGUUCCUUUUGGAUUCUGUCCUGCUUAAUCUAGAGUUCUUUAUUUCAUUUUGGCAUCACAUUUCAGGCGAGAUGCAAAUGAGCCUAAGUGUGGGGUAUAAAGAAGCAGAAAUUGCCAUAAAAGAGUGAUUGAA